Molecule: messenger RNA, 1326 nt
Organism: Aureobasidium pullulans EXF-150
Lineage: Eukaryota; Fungi; Ascomycota; Dothideomycetes; Dothideales; Saccotheciaceae
Exons: 1
Coding region: 1-1326 (441 amino acids)
Biological process (GO): DNA alkylation repair; DNA repair
Cellular component (GO): nucleus
Molecular function (GO): dioxygenase activity; zinc ion binding
Source: RefSeq, a predicted model, not a curated record
AUGGAUGCCUUCAUAUCGAAGAAGCGAAGACGCAUCUCUGAUGUGUCUUCUCCAUCUGCCCGAACCGGUCAGCAACAUGAUCACGAGGAGACCACCGAGAUGAAGCUUGCUCUGCUUGCAUCCCUGCACCCCGAUAUUACCCAAGACACCUUACUUGAGGCCUUACUCUCUGAAGAUGGCCAAGUAGAUAAGGCUUCCGAUAGCCUGGCAGAUAGAGCCACGUCCCUGGGUCCUCCGAAGAGAGCCAAAACCGUGGGUCACCAAUCCACUCUGGGCAAUCUCAUCCGCGCUGCCGGGGGUGAGCUUCUCUCGUCGAGACCUCUUACCAAGAAAGGCAAGACUCUUUUUCUUUACAGCCCCAAGGAUAUUGAAACACAUACACCUUGUUCCAUUAUCCACAAUUUCCUUCCUGCUCACGAAGCCAAUGCCUUGCUUGAGGAGCUGCUGCAUGAGUCAAAGACAUUCGAAAAAGAGACGUUUCAGCUCUUUGAUCGUACUGUUGAAAGCCCGCAUACCAUGUCUUUCUAUGUCGACAGCUUUAAGGAAGUCGAAGAGCAGAAGACAACCUACGUCUACAAUGGGAGUCAAAUCAAAGACAUUCGACAAACACCUUCAAAAAUGCUGUCUGCCUCUGCAAAGGUGCGUCGAGCUGUCAAUCUCGAAAUACAGCGCCGCAUAGCACAGUUUUAUCCUGAUGGUAAGAAAUUGAGAUAUCAAGACCCCAAAGAAUGGAAACCAAAUACUGCCUUUGUAAAUUGCUAUGACGGGCCCAAGGAGAGUGUUGGUUAUCACUCUGACCAGCUGACAUACCUCGGGCCUCGCGCUGUCAUUGGCAGUCUCUCUCUAGGAGUGGCUCGAGAAUUUCGAGUUCGCAAGAUUGUUCCAAGAGAUGUCAAUGACGAAUCCGAGGAUGCAGGUGCAGCAGACUCGCAAGGCCAAAUAUCGAUCCACCUACCUCACAACUCUCUGCUUGUCAUGCAUGCCGAAAUGCAAGAGACAUGGAAACACUCGAUUGCUCCAACCACCGCCAUUGACCCACAUCCUAUUGCUGGCAACAAGCGAAUCAACGUCACCUACAGAUACUACAAACCAAACUUCCAUCCGAAAUUCACACCGAGAUGCCACUGCAAGAUACCUACAGUCCUCAGAUGCGUACAAAAGAAGUCUGAAAACUUGGGCCGAUACAUGUGGAUGUGUCAUGCCAGCUACACACCUGGUCAAAAAGGCUGCACCUUCUUCAAAUGGGCCGAGUUUGAUGAUGAUGGCGAGCCUCCAUGGAAGGACAUCGUAGAGCAAUCUACAGGUGUUUCAAAAUGGCAUGUUUGA